Messenger RNA from Suillus subaureus, 285 nucleotides. RefSeq lists its product as uncharacterized. The record is from RefSeq and is a predicted model, not a curated record. The transcript is spliced from 2 exons. Bases 1 to 285 code for a protein of 94 amino acids. Gene Ontology annotation, molecular function: acyltransferase activity, transferring groups other than amino-acyl groups. Lineage: Eukaryota; Fungi; Basidiomycota; Agaricomycetes; Boletales; Suillaceae.
AUGGUACCCCCUUCCCAACGUGGCAGUGGUUAUGGGCAUAUUCUUGCUAAAUCGUAUCUGUACUAUGCACCAGCGUUGGGAUACAAAGCCAGCGUGUUUAACCUAGUGUAUGAUAAUAACACUGCCAGUGUUAAGUUGUGGGAGGCACUAAACUUUACGAAAGCUGGACUUAUACCCAAGGCUGGUCGUCUGAGGCGGAAGGACGGAGAGGGCGAGGAAUAUGUCGAUGCAAUCAUCUUCUAUAAGAGUUUCGAAGAAACAGGACCGGACGCAGACGAUCAGUGA